Molecule: messenger RNA, 1333 nt
Organism: Paramacrobiotus metropolitanus
Lineage: Eukaryota; Metazoa; Tardigrada; Eutardigrada; Parachela; Macrobiotidae
Exons: 2
Coding region: 165-1151 (328 amino acids)
Source: RefSeq, a predicted model, not a curated record
UACAGCUCCUGUAAACCGUCGGAUUUGUGUUUUUGCCAAGCAGUGAAUGUUUUUUUGUGAACCAGAAAUCGAUGACGGCGUUGAUUGUAUCUGCGCAUUGGUGUUAGGCUGUUAGCAGACGUCGCUUCUCUACGAGUACUGUUGAGAGCUGUCGAAACAGCACUAUGAACGCAACAUCGGUAUAUUUUCGCAAGCUGUUCUCGGGUUCCCGCAAAGUCAACUACGGCAACACGGUACUAGUGAAGCGCGACGACGGUCAAUGGUGGCUUGGGUACGUUCAGGACAUUGAAGGCGACCAUUUCUUCGUUGACUUUGAUGCUGCUACAAUCAAUCCCCAGUGGAUUCACUCGAGGUACCUUUGGCCGCAUCACUUCCUCAGCAGGGCUUCAGGAUCGCAGCAAAACUCCCCUGUUCAGGUAGCGAUGCGUUUAGCCGAAGCUAAUCCCAUGAUUUUUCGGCCAGCCACCAUUAUAAAGGAAGAUCACAGCAUAUUCUUCGUGGUUCGCCUGGACGAGAAAGAUUCGCCGGCGGUGAAUUGGCCUCCGACAUCACCAGGCAGCCGUAUGGUGCUGCGGAAUCACAUCAGUGUCUCGCUAUCGAUGCCAGGCGACGACGACAGUUUCUUUGGACGAACCACUGGGUUCUUGUACAGAAAUCAUGUCAUCAGCUUUCCACAGGCUCAGCUGCUGCCAGACUUGGAUUUUAUCCCGAAGUUUAUGGUCAGGACAUGUCAACUGUCACUACCACAUGGCGAUGGAGAUCGCGAUUCGACCUGUCAAUUUUAUAAGAUUGUCUGGGAGGUCGGUAUGGACUUCAGCUGCACAGGAGUGCACGAGUUUGCAUUGGGAAGUCACUAUCAUAUGAAUAUUGGUUGCCGUCUAUUCGCGCGGCUGGAAUCUAGUACAGUCAGUUUUAUCUGUGGGGAAAUGCACUACGAUGAAGCUGGACGAAGUAUGUUCUGGAAUCAAGAUUCCUUGACUGAGGCAUGCGAUAAAUACCUCGCGUACAAGCAUACGGCGUCUGUUUGCGUGGAAAGUAAUUCACUCAAUUUUGGGCAUGCACACCAGAAUGCUUUAAUAGUCUCCGCCAGGAUGACGAUCUGCAUCGGUGGGACACCGAGGAUCUUCGGCAACUGGAUAUUGCCUCUUUGACGAAUGUGACUUUCGCAGCUCUGGAUGGAUUGUACAAAGACUGAUGCAGCUUUGAGAAAAUUAUAAACCUACACGUAACAGUCAGUUGGUAACUAUUUUGGUUUUCUGGGUUUCAAUGCCGACUAUUUGUACAGAAAAAAUAACAGUGUUGACAAAUUUUCUAAGGUUUCAUACCCUGUUGU